UUUUUUUUUUUUAUUGUCGCUCCUCGUGAUUCAACGCGUACAGUUCGGGGGAAACGUUUGCUUCGAUGCACGUGCGUCACCUUAUAAAGAACUUGGUCGAGUGAAUAACUUUUUUUUUUUUUCCUUUUCCCACUCCUGGUCCUCUGUUCGUUUUCCCACGUGUCCCGUACAAAUCGUCGGUCAUUGGGCUAUACGCGGUGGGCAUCUCCGUGGAUGAUACUUGUGGCAUUGUCUUCGUUCGAGUGGCCUUUUCUCCUUUCUUGGAGUCCCACAAGCAGGUGAAAAACGAAGUGCUCCCUUUCAGCUACGUACAGCAGUUCAUCUCACCCCUGCAUCACUGAUGAGAAGAAGAAGAAGACGACGACGACGAAGCUAAGCUCUUUGCUGCCUUAUCUCUACAUUUGCGUGCCUACGAAAAAAAAAAAAAAAAAAAAAAAGAGAAAAAAAAAGAUGACCGCGAGCGAAACGACAAGCUCGGCAAGCUGCUGCUGCAAGCCGCCUCCGUUGUCGGGAACGAUAUUCAGCUGAGUCUUCAUGUACAAGAUGUCGAGAGGGAUUUCCCACGCCGGAGUCGAUAGGCCACUGGACGUUUUUUUUGGCCAGUGCCUGCUGAUCAGCCAAGGGGACGCACGCUCGUAAAAAUCCACGUGGGAAGCUCAAAAGUUCCAUCUACAUAAUCAUCAAAUCAACGAGGGAAAGAGAGAGGGGGACAAAAGACGAGGAUUAUGAUCACCUGCUGGGUACUGGUAGCGGUGCUCGGUGCUCUCGUGCUCCUCCACGCGCUCUUCGAGGUCCACUACUUCCUGCGCAUGUUCACCACCGUAUUCUUUGCUCGCUUUUGCCGCAAACGCGUGCACAUACUCGACGAGACUUCGGUUUACGGCCUCUGCACCACAACGGACGUGGAUUGGCUACUGUACCACAUGAACAAUGCCAGGUAUCUGCGAGAACUCGAUUUCGCCCGAGCUGACUUUUACGAGCGCACGAAUCUCUAUCGGGAGAUAUGCUCGCAGGGCUCGGGUGUUGUCCAGGGAGCAGCGACCAUACGCUACCGGAGGUUCCUCAAGCCGCUUACUAUUUUUAAGAUUACUUCUAAGAUAAUUUACUGGGACGAGAGGUCGAUCUUCAUGGAGCACCGCUUUGUCACACCGUCGGACGGCUUUGUGCGGGCGAUCGCCAUGUGCCGGCAGCGCGUGCUCGACUGCAGCGCUGAAGCCGUCAUGGGCGUCCUUAUCGAUCGGGGCGUCAAGCAGAACGGCAACCUAGAGUCUGGCGUCACGCAGGUGCCACACGUACGCCCGGAAAUACCAGCGGAAGUGGCUAGGUGGUUGGAGAGCAAUGAUAUUUCCUCGGCGAAUCUGCGACAACAAGCGCAAUUGCCUCCACAAGCUGUAUCGACGCAUUUCUGACGAACAGAAGAAGCCGUCGUUUUAUCAGUGACAACGACGGCUGUUUUACCUGCAGCCAACGGCCGCGACGAUCAGUCGGUCAGCGAGACAACCUACGUUUGAUUGAUUUUUCUUUUUUUAAUUUUUUUUUUUUUUUUUUUUAUGUACAUGAAAUCGGUAACUCUUCCCUUACUGAUGGAGCUCAAGGAGCCUCUGCUGUGGUUUACACGUACUGGCCAAAUCAGUCUUUCUAGUCUGUGUGAUGUGUUGUUUGUAGGAGGCCAGGUGAUACUGUGAAACAGAGACAAUCGCUCGAAUAAAUUUGCAAACGCGUUUAUGAAUUAAUGCAAUCGAGUCAAUAUCAACGAUUGGCUCCUACUUCCACUGCAUUGUUGUGUAUAAAGAUAAUUAUGAAUAAAAGUUAUUGAACUAAAUGAA
Messenger RNA from Copidosoma floridanum, 1826 nucleotides. Its product is annotated as protein THEM6. NCBI's taxonomy places the organism in Eukaryota, Metazoa, Arthropoda, Insecta, Hymenoptera, Encyrtidae. The record is from RefSeq and is a predicted model, not a curated record.